CUCCCUCUGUUCCAUCCCUCUGUGUGGGAGACUGCUGACCAAAUGGGAAAGAAACACAACAUGAGAUCAAGUUCAGGUUUGGUGGAAAGCACAGGGUUGACAGAUAAAUUUACAUUUAAUCCUAAAGAGGGAAUAGACAACCCAGUGAUGGUCUCCACAGAAGACGCAGACUCUGUGUGGGCACCCAGCCCGCGUCUGUGUGUUCUUAAACAAGAGGAAAGGGAGUCCUAUGGCUUCCAUCUGCGGGUGGAGAGGGGACGCCAGGGUCACAUAAUCAGAAAUGUAGUGACAGGAGGGGUGGCUGGGUGCAGCGGCCUUCAAGAUGGAGACAGGCUUCUGAGAGUCAACAACAGCUAUGUUGACGAUGUCCCUCACCCUGAGGUGACUAGGAAAAUAAAGCUAAGUGGACAGCAGUUAUGUUUCUUAGUGUUGAAUGGGGAGGAGUAUGAGCAGGCUGUGUCCAAGGGUCUAGACCUCCGAGGUCUCGGCGGAGCUCACAAGGGGGAAGGCUGCAAACCACCCAGACUCUGCCACAUCACCAGGGAUCCCACCUCAGGCCUGGGCAUCAACUUCACGCCUGUGGAAGGAGAGAAAGGCUGCUUCUCUGUGAGCCUGGUCCCAGGAGGUGCAGCUGAAAAGGCAGGGGUGUGUAAGGGAGAUCGGCUGGUGUGGAUGGACGGAGCAACGGUGUCUGACCUCACACACUCUGCACUCAGCAGGAUGAUGAAAAAAUGUGGCGAUCACAUCACCAUCUUAGUGAUCGACUGUGAGAGUGAGAAGAACUACAUGCGACAGAGGAUGUCCAUCCUGCCCACCAUGGCGGUUCCACACAACCUGCCUUACAGGGCCAGAAAACUGCACCUGGGCUCCAGGCCUGAGGGGUACGGCUUCCUCCUUCGGCUGGAGAAGGCACCAUCAGGACGCACAUUUCAUGUGCUGCGUGAGAUGGAGAGUGGCAGUCCAGCAGAGAGGUCAGGUAUGCAGGAUGGAGAGCUGCUGCUGGAGGUCAAUGGGGAGUCAGUGGAGUCACUGAUGCAUGAUGAGAUUGUGGACAGAGUGAGGCUGAGUGGACAACAGGUCUCCCUCACCACCAUCACUCUCCAGGGGCUAGAGUUUUACACCCAGUUGGGUCUGUCACCUCUUCUCUUCAGUGAGGAUGGUGCUGUUGAGAGAGAAAAGGAGAGCAGCAUAUCAGCCUCUGCAGCAGAGCUGUCACCACAAAAGGAAGAAGACGGCUUGUGCAAGCCCAGACAUUGUUCUAUCCAAAAGGGCCCGUUGGGGUUUGGCUUUAACCUGGGAUGUUUCCCAGAGGGUCCUGGGACCUUCGUCAGCCAGGUGGCUUUUGGAGGCUCUGGGCAAAGUGCAGGAUUACUUGAGGGUGAUGUGGUGAUGGAAGUCAAUGGACAAAAUGUGGAGGAGAAGUAUCUGGAGGAUGUGAUUAUGCUUGUGAAGAAAGGAGGACAUUUUCUUUCCUUACUAGUCAUGGAGAAGUCUGGCUACAGCCAGCUGAAGCAGACUGAAACACCUACUAGAGAUAUCAGUGACAGUGAGGAGGAAGACAAUUAUGAGAUAACAUCUUUGUGAGCGUCAAAGACAUUCUGAAGACAAUCAACAGUCACAUAUAUCUAAUGAAGACAAUUCAAACUGAGUGAUUCAAAAAAACACGUUAUUAUUAUUAUUAUUAUUAUUAUUAUUAGAUUGGUCAAGAUUGCCUUAAUCUAAUUAGGUUUUACAAUGGAAUCCAAAAGAUGAAACAGAUAUUAUAAGCUAAAUGAAACUGCAAUGGCAUCAGUUGAAGAAAUGUUAUAAUGUGUAUUUGUGUAUGAUAUGAAAAUUUAUUUGUAUAAUAUAUAUACAUUCAGUGAUGAAAAACAUUUAGCCAACAAUUGCCACAUUUGAUCUUAUAAUCAGAAGAAAUACAGAAUAAAUAAAAUGCUCUGUGUCUUAAAGGACAUUAAUCUAUACUAUAUUUCUUAUCGUACGAAUAUGAAUUGAAACAAGUGGCUAGGUGAAAUUAUAAAACACCUUUGUAAAUCUAAAAAGCUAUCCCUUUGAUCAGCAGUAAUUUAAAGUAUUGGGGACAAAUGAAAAUAAAAACUGGUACUGCGCUUGUGUUAUAUAAAAGUGUAAAUUGUAUUGUAGUCGUUGGAAUGAAGGGGUUGUAAGAGUGUGUGUGUUUUAUGUACAGUAUUAAGCAUAAAACAUUA
Molecule: messenger RNA, 2207 nt
Organism: Anoplopoma fimbria (sablefish)
Lineage: Eukaryota; Metazoa; Chordata; Actinopteri; Perciformes; Anoplopomatidae
Gene: nherf4b
Product: NHERF family PDZ scaffold protein 4b
Exons: 11
Coding region: 43-1584 (513 amino acids)
Biological process (GO): protein localization to plasma membrane
Cellular component (GO): apical plasma membrane
Molecular function (GO): signaling receptor binding; protein-membrane adaptor activity
Source: RefSeq, a predicted model, not a curated record